Messenger RNA from Fulmarus glacialis (Northern fulmar), 1310 nucleotides. RefSeq names its product protein unc-13 homolog B-like. The transcript has 10 exons. Gene Ontology annotation, molecular function: diacylglycerol binding; calmodulin binding; syntaxin-1 binding. Gene Ontology annotation, biological process: synaptic vesicle maturation; synaptic vesicle priming; neuromuscular junction development. The annotation marks the transcript as partial. Lineage: Eukaryota; Metazoa; Chordata; Aves; Procellariiformes; Procellariidae. The record is from RefSeq and is a predicted model, not a curated record. Gene Ontology annotation, cellular component: neuromuscular junction; synaptic vesicle membrane; terminal bouton.
UAAAAAAAGCUAAACUCCAAGGACCACCAGAUAAAUUCAAUACGUAUGUGACCCUCAAAGUGCAAAAUGUGAAGAGCACGACAGUAGCCGUGCGUGGUGACCAACCCUGCUGGGAACAGGACUUCAUGUUUGAGAUCAGUCGGCUGGACCUGGGCCUAAUUGUUGAAGUAUGGAACAAAGGACUGAUCUGGGACACCCUGGUUGGGACCGUGUGGAUUGCUCUGAAGGCCAUUCACCAAUCUGAUGAGGAAGGUCCUGGGGAGUGGUCUACGCUGGAGGCAGAAGUUGUAAUGAAACAUGAUGAAAUCUGUGGGACCAAAAACCCAACUCCUCAUAAAAUUUUGCUGGACACAAGAUUCGAAUUACCUUUUGAUAUCCCUGAAGAAGAGGCCAGAUACUGGACCAGAAAAUUAGAACAAAUAAAUUCACUGGGAGACGAUGAGUAUUCCUUUCAGGAGGAGGUCCAGAAGAAACCAUUGCCCAGUGCUGCCUCCCAGUGUUCCUUUGAAGAUGCUGACAGUGCUGUGGAUGAUCGAGAUAGUGACUAUCGCAGUGAGACGAGUAACAGCAUUCCUCCUCCGUACCACACGACUGCACAGCCCAAUGCCUCUGUGCACCAGUUCACUGUACCGUCACGCCUGCAGCAGCAAGGGGUCUUGCGGGAAUCCUGUGCUGACUCCCUACAAAAUUAUGAUCUGGAUUAUCGGGAGCAGGUGGCCAUCAGUCCUGCUGGCAGUAGUAGAUAUGGCUCCUCUUGUAAUGUCAGCCAGGGAAGCUCUCACCUAAGUGAGCUGGACCAUUCCCAUGAAAGUGCGCAUGGCUCUGAGCAAGAAGAUGAUCACCAGGAAAGAGAGUCGAAUCAUUCGUACCACAGUUUGGGCAGCUACCAGAAGGAUGGUCAGGCAUGGCUCAGGAAGCAAGAGGAGCCUCGCGGCAAAGGAGAGGAGGAGAAGAAGGUCUGUGAGACAGAGGAGAAACGCGCAGACCAUUCUGCAGCUAAGUUACCUGUGGAACUUGAGAAGCCCAAGGAUGUUGAUGUAGGAGCCCAGGAGAGCUACCAUGGUGACAACGAGCCACCACCGUUUCCUCCAGCAAGAGCCCAUUGGAUAAGAGCCAUUAGCAAAGUUCGACUGCGGCUUCAAGAGGAAAUCAGCAAAUGGUUUGGAGAAGAUGUGGGCUAUUGCAAAAAUCAGAGAAUAGGUUAUGGAAGUGGGAGACGGGACACUGGGGCAGUCCUGGGAGGGGACGUGCUGAGGAUGUGUGAGAUGAGACCAAACAAGUACGGCUUGGCUCAGCAGACUGGAAGCUGA